Molecule: messenger RNA, 3380 nt
Organism: Lymnaea stagnalis (great pond snail)
Lineage: Eukaryota; Metazoa; Mollusca; Gastropoda; Lymnaeidae
Source: the annotation of a GenBank genome assembly
AUUUAACUCUUUUGAUUGAAGAGUGAUUUGUAGCUUGAUAGGCCUACUUAUUUUAGUUCUAUUGCGUGUGCACUACGACUUCAAUUCGUUUUAUGAUUAAGUCUGUUUCUUGCAUUCACUUAUCAAUAAUAUUUGAUGAUAAGUUUUAACAAUGUCUCUAGCCGAUGAAUUGCUAGCAGAUUUGGAAGAGGGGGGUGAGGAGCUUGAUACGAUAGAGGAAGGCGAUGAAACUGCCAUUAAUGAUGUUGACGAUAUUAUGGAAAUAGAUCGGCAGGGUUCAACUUUAAAUGUGAGACAUGUUGCCAAACUGAAAGACAGCCCUGAACUUCAGAAGAUUCUGAAAGAUAUUGAAGAGUACUCAGCAAAACCAAAACGCAGUGCAAUAGCUGGUCCAGUUGAGGUUGAUCCAGAAUACAAGUUAAUUGUUGAUGCCAAUAAUAUGACUGUAGAAAUUGAUAAUGAAAUUAAUGUAAUUCACCAAUUUACAAAAGACAUCUAUUCAAAACGAUUUCCAGAAUUAGAAUCACUUGUCCCAAUGCCUUUGGAGUAUAUUUGUACAGUUAAAGAGCUUGGAAAUAACAUUCUUGAAAGGUCAAAGAAUAAUGAAAUUCUCCAAGAUAUCUUAACUCCUGCUACAAUUAUGGUUGUCAGUGUGACUGCUUCAACCACUCAAGGAGUUGAACUUUCAGAAAAAGAUUUAGCCACAGUUAUGGAAAGUUGUGAAAUGGCUAUUGAGCUAAAUAAAAGCAAAACAAAGAUUUUUGAAUAUGUUGAGUCAAGAAUGACCUUUAUUGCACCAAAUUUGUCUAUUAUUGUUGGUGCCUCAAUAGCAGCAAAGUUAAUGGGGACAGCAGGUGGCUUGACAAAUCUAUCUAAAAUGCCAGCCUGCAAUUUAAUGCUAUUAGGAAGUCAAAAAAAGACACUGGCAGGCUUCUCAAGCACAAAUAUACUUCCACACACAGGUUUUAUAUAUUACUGUGACAUGGUACAGAAAAUGCCACCUGACAUGAGGCGAAAAACUGCAAGAGCAAUUGCAGCCAAAUGUACUUUAGCGGCUCGAGUAGAUAGUUUCCAUGAGAGUGUUGAUGGUGUUGCUGGAGAUAAAUUUAGAGCUGAACUUGACACUAAAAUGGAUAAGAUGACUGAGCCUCCACCUGUUAAGUUCUCAAAGCCCCUUCCAGCACCAAUUGAGCAAUCCAAGAAAAAGCGAGGUGGUAGAAGAGCUAGGAAAAUGAAGGUAACUUUAUAUAAAAUAUUGUCAUUGAUGAUUGUUUUUACUGGAUUUAAGUUUGUGGUUAAUUGAGUUACCUCUCUUAAUUUUAGAAAUAACGUUAAUACUUCAAUGCAUUAUUUUUCUGUGUCAGAACUUGUAAAAUAGCGGUAUUGAAAUUUUGACCUGUGUCUAGAAGUAUUAACUUUGAAGCAAAUUACUUUAUUUUAGAUUAGUCUUACAUAAAUUAUACUAUGGGUGCCAUUUUAUUUUGAAUGACACUAUAAUAACUAUAAUUUGUUUAUUCAAAUCUUUCAAAACUUUUUUUUUUAUACAUCGCAUCAGUUUUUUUUCCUAAAAUUCUGGACUGUUUGAAAACCACUGCUAUAGCACUAUAUAAAGAUAUUCUUAAAAGACCAAUAAACAUUAUUUUACAAUUUUUACUUCAGGAAAGACUGGGUCUUACUGAGCUCCGAAAACAAGCCAAUCGAAUGAACUUUGGUCAAAUUGAGGAUGAUGCAUAUCAAGAAGACCUUGGAUUCUCAAUGGGAACUAUGGGUAAAUCAAGUUCAGGAAAGAUCAGAGGAGCACCAGUGGAUGCCAAAACAAAAGCAAGAAUUUCUAAGACGUUGCAGCAGAAGUUGAGCAAACAGAAUCAAACCUGGGGUGGAAGCACAACAGUUAAAAAAACGGUAUAGCUUGCUUAGCUAGCUUUAUAUCAUUAAAAAAUACUAUUGAUUGGAAGAUGUAUUGAUAAACCAAUUUAAAAUAUAAAUACAAAUUUGAAAAAAUUGAAACAAGAUAGAGGUUGAUCAAGCAUCAUUAAAAAUAAAUACUAAUUACAUUAGCUAUAUUAACAGGGCUACAUUUAUUAUUUUUUAAAAUAAAUGCUAUUUAAUAAUGCAGUGCUAUAAUUCUGUUUAAAAAAAAAAAAAAAUUUGUGUAGGAAAUCUAAACAAUUUUUUUUACUGAGGAACCUUUUUCUUGCUUGAGAGUAAAAAAUAACCCUAUAGUUUUGUAAGCUUUCAAAUUAUCUAAUUUAAAGAAUGUUCAUUCCACAAGUUAUUAAGCUACAAUUUAAAUUUAAUAUUUUAUUUUGUAGGUCGAAGGAACUGCAUCCAGUGUAGCCUUUACCCCGCUAAAAAACCUGGAGAUUUUCAACCCCCAUGCAGCAGAAACAAAGGUUCAGCAGACAACACAGAGAUAUUUCUCAUCUACUGGGUCAUUCUUGAAGGUGAAAAAAGAAGCUGGAAAAAUGGGUCCACCUGCUCCUUCAGGAUCAAAGUAAUAUACAAGGAAAUUGUGUUAAUUUUUUUCUAUUUCAACAUCUCAACCAAAAUAAAAAGAAAAGAAAACAGUAGCAUUCCCAUGUCUGCAAAUACUUUUUUGAUUAAUGCUUAUCCAUCAGUUUAAAUGGUAACUCACUCUUAUCUUCUAAAAAGAAAGUCAACAAAGCUUAAAAUUUGACAGAUAUAUUAAACCUUAACUACUUGCUUUCUGUUGAAAAUUUAUAAAUGUGCCAUCAAUAUACACACCUCUCCUCAUUUCCCGUAGUAUAUAUUAAAACCAUUUAAGUGUAAACCUAAUGCAUUGCCAAAAAAAAAGAAGAUAUUUUUGAAGCAUUGAAAUCCUUACAUUUAUCUUGUUAAAAAUUUCCCUGCCCGUGACAUUAGUAAUAUUUUUUUAUCAAAUAAUAAACUUUAAGUUGUACAACUAGGUAAAGUUUUGACUAAAGUCUAUUUUUUAAAACUACUUCUUUACUCUAAAAUUAAAAAAAUUAAAAUGUGUUUGUCUAUUCUUUCUUGAGAAUAAGAAAAAUGAAAACAUUACAAACCACAAGAAAAUUUGUGAACUGUUUGUUGCAAUUAGGACAGCAGAAUGUUCAGAUCCUAUGAGUAUUUUAAGUUUUGCACUUGUAAUUGUAUGCAUUAGUUAAGAAAUCUUCCAAUCCAACAAGCCCCUCAGUGCUUACAUAAAAUAUGAUAAAAUAUUGAUAACUGAAAAUAUAAUUUGGAACAAAUGCCUCAAUUUAUGUAAGCAUUGCGAAAAGAAUUUUCAUGUUCUGUACACUUAAAUGUGUUGGCACAAUUUUAAGCAAAUAUUGAUGAUUUGUAUAACACGUUAUUGUAUUGAAAUUUAGUAGAUGAAUAAAAUUCAUAUUACUAUUAAC